Messenger RNA from Nicrophorus vespilloides, 3704 nucleotides. RefSeq names its product protein transport protein Sec24A (gene Sec24AB). The transcript is spliced from 2 exons. Bases 152 to 3508 code for a protein of 1118 amino acids. NCBI's taxonomy places the organism in Eukaryota, Metazoa, Arthropoda, Insecta, Coleoptera, Silphidae. Gene Ontology annotation, molecular function: zinc ion binding; SNARE binding. The record is from RefSeq and is a predicted model, not a curated record. Gene Ontology annotation, biological process: intracellular protein transport; COPII-coated vesicle cargo loading; endoplasmic reticulum to Golgi vesicle-mediated transport. Gene Ontology annotation, cellular component: endoplasmic reticulum exit site; COPII vesicle coat.
UGGCGCUGCUUUAGUAGCCACGUAAGAUUGACAGCUCACAGUGACAAGUAAUUAAUGCCUUUUAUUUAGAAAAUAUAAUUUUCAAUAGUUCUUUAAUAUGUACUAACGUUUAAUCAAGGGAUAUAAUUUAUUAACGUCGAGCGAGUCCAUAAUGUCUCAGUCAAACAUGAUGAAUCAGAAUAAUAUGCCGAACGGGAUGCCUCCCCACAUGAAUGGAAUCGAUUCGUCGCAUUCUUCCCGAGAUUCGUCGCCAACCGUGAGGUACCCGUACAUGACGCAAGGUCCAAUGGCACCUCACAGGCCUAUACCGGCGAACCAAUUGCCGCCGACGUCGAAGACGAUAAACCAGCUGAGUCAAAACUAUUCGAAUCUGCAAAUAAACAAUCAAUUGACGCCGCGGACGAGUCCGAAAAUGUUUAGUACAUCAACGCCCAAUGAGCAAGUAAAGGAUAACCAGUCGCAGCCGGCCAUUGACCGGAACAAGAGUCAGCAGAGUCAAGGCGGCGUCUUAUCCCCAAUUGGAUUUAAUCACUCGGCGACGAGUCACUUUUCGAAUGUCGCACUGAACGGAAACUCUGUUUCUAAUUUGGGGCAGACUAGUCAAAGGUUCAAUGUGCCAUCGAACUUCGGCGGGACUCAGCUUCCACACCAAAAUUCUUUGCCGAGCAACGCGGUAGCGCCGCCUCCACGACCCCCCUUGCAACAGACCUUAUCGCAACCACGACUCAUGGCAUACAACAACGGACCUGUUCCAACUUCAACAUCCAGUCCUCAGCACGCGGUACCGCAAAAUCACAUGACUCAAAGACCAUUGAUGAAUCAACCAAAUAGGAUGCCUAAUUUCAACCUACAACCAUCGGUUCCAGUGCAGUCUCCGGCGACGAGAAUGCCUACCCAGAUGAGGAUGCCAAAUAGUAUGCAACAGUAUCCAAAUAUGCAUCAGCAACAACAUCACCAGCAGCAGCAACAGAGAUAUCCUACUCCUCAGCAGUAUACUAACCAAUUACAAGCGAGUGAUCAACUUCCGAACGUGACUUCGAAUUCAGUGCACCAGAAUUCCACUCCAGCGCAAGAUAUUCCCAUUCGGGCGAAUCUACACUCAAACCGAUAUCCGACUCAACCUCAAUAUAACCAGAGCCAUCAGCAGCAACAAUAUACACAGCAGACCAUUCCCCUUCAACAACAACAACAGCAGAAAUUGCAGCAAAAUUUUUACCAGCAAUCGUCGCAGAACGUUGUUCAAUCUGGGUUUAACAAGUUGUGGGGUGUUGAAAAUUUCGAUCUGUUGCAGACACCAAACAUUUUGCCUAAAACGAAAGUGGAAGUUCCAAGAAUAACUUUGGGAAACGAGCUGCUGGAUCAUGCUAACUGUAAGCCAGAUAUUUUUCGCUGCACGAUGACGAAAAUACCGGAGAAUAAUUCGUUGCUGCAAAAGUCGCGUCUACCAUUGGGAGUUUUGAUUCAUCCUUUCAAAGAUUUAAAUCACUUGCCUGUAAUCCAAUGCAAUACGAUAGUUCGCUGCAGAUCGUGUAGGACUUAUAUUAAUCCAUAUGUAUAUUUCAUAGAUAGUAAGAAGUGGAAAUGUAACUUGUGCUAUAGAAUCAACGAAUUGCCUGAGGAAUUUCAAUACGAUCCUGUGACAAAAACGUACGGCGAUCCAUCGAGGCGGCCCGAGGUGAAGACGAGCACGAUAGAAUACAUUGCACCCUCUGAAUACAUGCUGAGGCCUCCGCAGGCCGCUAUCUAUUUAUUUUUGCUGGAUAUUUCGAGAGCAGCUAUCGAGAGUGGGUAUCUGCAUACCGUCUGUUCGGUGUUGCAGUCCGAGCUGAACAAUCUACCAGGAGAUACGCGAACUCAAGUUGGUUUUAUUGCAUACGACACAGCGUUGCACUUUUUCUCUUUUGCUGACGGCUUGAGUCAACCGCACGAGAUGACAGUCCUGGAUAUUGAUGACGUGUUUCUACCAUGCCCCGAUAAUUUGUUGGUGAAUUUACAAGACUGCAUGGAAUUAGUAACUGACUUGCUCGCCCAAUUACCAAAUAGAUAUAAUAAUUCGUUUGAGACAGGAUCUGCCCUCGGAGCAGCACUUCAGGCCUCCUAUAAAAUGAUGGCUAGUACCGGAGGCAGAGUCACCGUUUUCCAAGCGACUUUGCCGACAAUAGGACCUGGGGCUUUGAUCUCCAGAGAGGAUCCUAGCCAAAGAGCAGGGUCAGAUGUACAGCACCUGAAUCCCGCCAAUGAUUUCUACAAGCGAUUGGCGUUAGAAUGCAGCGGCCAGCAGAUUGCUGUCGAUAUAUUCUUCGCCAAUUCUCAGUACGUGGAUAUUGCUACAAUUUCAGGAAUCUGCAAAUUCAGUGGAGGUUGCAUGUAUCAUUUUCCAUUAUUCAAGGCGAGUCGGCAGUCGCAAAACGAGUCGUUUGAAAAAUGUUUGAGGAGAUAUUUGACUAGAAAAAUUGGUUUUGAAGCAGUGAUGCGAAUACGUUGCUCCAGAGGUUUGACUAUACAUACUUUUCAUGGUAAUUUCUUUGUGCGAUCAACUGAUUUACUCUCAUUACCUAACAUAAAUCCGGAUGCUGGCUUCGGUAUGCAGGUGUCAAUUGAGGAGAGUCUGUCAGACGUGAAGAGUAUAUGCUUUCAGGCAGCUCUACUGUACACCUCCAGUAAAGGUGAAAGGAGGAUUCGCGUACAUACAAUGUGCUUGCCCGUGGUAAAUAACUUGACGGAAAUUAUAAAUUCUGCAGAUCAGCAAUGUAUAAUUGGUUUGUUGAGCAAAAUGGCUGUAGAUAGAUCGGUGCAGUCAAAUCUAUCGGAUGCGAGAGAAGCGUUCAUAAAUGUGGCUAUCGACAUAUUGACCAGUUACAAAGCAUCGCAGAAUAUGGGCGCGACCAGUGGUCUUAUGGUCCCAAAUUGCUUGAGGUUAUUGCCUCUUUAUAUUUCUGCGCUGUUGAAGAGCAUUGCAUUCAGGUCUGGAGUGUCUACACGCUUGGAUGAUAGAGUGAAAGCCAUGUGCGACAUGAAGACUAGUCCGCUUCCCAAUCUUAUCCAACAAAUUUACCCAGAUCUGUACCCGGUCCAUAAUUUACAUGAUCAGAAUGUAAUUGAAAAUGAAGAUAAGGAACUAGUUCCGAUGCCUCCAAUCCUGCAACUGUCGGCGAGGAACAUCGAUUCGAAUGGGGCUUACCUGAUGGACAUGGGCACCCAUAUGGUUAUUAUUGUGUGCUCCGCAGUCUCGUCCAUGUUCCUUAACCACGUACUUGGCGUAUCCGACUACAAUUCCAUAAGUGAUGAAAUGUACGAGCUCCCAUCGCUCGACAAUGAGCACAAUCAACGACUACAUUUGUUAAUAAACUAUUUGAACGACGAGAAACCGAUGAACGCGACGCUGCAAAUAAUGCGCGAUAGCAGUCCGAACAGAAACAUGUUCUUUGAAAAAUUACUAGAAGACAGAAUAGAGACUGCCCUUUCGUACCACGAGUUCUUGCAACAUCUGAAAACCCAAGUGAAGUAGGACUAUGAUGAAUAGAUUCGAUAAUGAAAAUAUUAUUGCUCAAUAUUCUCGUUAUAUAUUCUCUUAUACGUUAUUUAUAGCAUUUACUUAGAUGCAAUAAUUAUUUGCAAUAAUAUUUUUAUUUAUCGCAUGAGUGUGUAUAGAAGAAAGAAAAACUUUAUUAUAUUAUUCAUUGGAGAGAAUUUCUUUGCCAUAC